Brassicogethes aeneus is the source of this 1039-nucleotide messenger RNA. Lineage: Eukaryota; Metazoa; Arthropoda; Insecta; Coleoptera; Nitidulidae. The record is from the annotation of a GenBank genome assembly.
CAUAAAUAUUGACGGGGGAGCGGCAGAAGUUUGUUUUCGAUAAUUUAAAGCGAUAAAAAUACAAGAUGGAUUUAAAUUUCUCGGCUUUUCAGGAACCCAGAGGGGUAAUGAGAAUUUUACAUUUUGUAUUUUCAAUUUGUGCAUUUGCCACUAUCACAGGAUUUUCCGGAUUUGUAGCUAUCAAAUGUCCAAAUGAUAAUGAAUUUACCUAUGACUACAGCUAUCCAUAUAAUUUCCAAUUAAACUUAACCGAAAAAGCCAAAUGUCAAGUGACUGUCGAAGGUGAUUUUUCAUCAGAUGCUCAAUUUUUUGUUGCCACUGGAGUACUAGCAAUGCUAUACUCAAUUGCUAUAAUGGCUAUAUAUGUUAAAUUCGAUGAGACCUACAAAUCAAACAACCAAUGGCCUUUAUACGAUUUUAUCAUGACUGUUAUAUUUGGGGUUUUAUGGUUAUCAAGCAGUGCAGCCUGGGCUAAUAGUUUAUUGGGCUUGAAAAAUAUUGUUGACAGUCCUUUCUACAACUGUAAAGGCUGUGUUGCUACUCCAGGUAGCUAUUCUUCGUUAAAUAUAUCUGUGGUGUUUGGUUUUUUGAAUUUCUUCUUGUGGGCAGCUGAUUUAUGGUUUUUGUACAAGGAGACAGCCUGGUUCCAAGGGAAUCCCCAUCAAACCGAUGGUGGAAAUUAAAUGAUGAGAUUAGAUCAGUAAUUCAUUUUUUAUUUUGAUUACUAGUCAUAUCACUUGCUGUUUAUUUUAACAGCGUGUUAUUUAUUAUAUAAAAUCGUGUUUUAAGCUAUUCUCAUGACAAUAUUACUUUUGCACAACUAAACUUAAAUGUUAAAAUACGAUUUUAUGUUUUUUGCUUAUCUUUUUUGGGGAUUAUUGUUAUAGUAAAAACUGGAAUAUUAUGUUCCAUUAGAAGCACAAGAAAUUAAAAAAUGUUAGAUUAAUAAAUACAUACAAUGUCACUGACUAGAAACUAGGGCAUUAGAAUUUUAUUUUUUUGAUUUAAUCCAUCCAUUUUUACAUAUUUUUUAUAUAUA